Molecule: messenger RNA, 801 nt
Organism: Armigeres subalbatus
Lineage: Eukaryota; Metazoa; Arthropoda; Insecta; Diptera; Culicidae
Product: protein lethal(2)essential for life-like
Exons: 1
Coding region: 110-697 (195 amino acids)
Biological process (GO): protein refolding; response to heat
Cellular component (GO): cytoplasm; nucleus
Source: RefSeq, a predicted model, not a curated record
CAUCAUCAGUUGAAAACGGAAAGUGAAAACAACAGCGUGAAUUUUUCGAUAAGAGUAUUCAAUAAUUUUCAAAGUGCUUUUACAGUUCAAAGCUUUGUGAGAAGGAAAAAUGGUUCUUGUUCCUAUUUUGUUCAGUGACUGGUGGGAUGAUAGCUGGGACAGUCAACUUCGACUUCCUCGUAUCUUUGAUCAGCAUUUCGGUAGUGGAAUCAGCGGAGAUCAUUUACUAACAUCCCGCAAUGCUGCAGUACAAUCCGCCAUUCAAAAUCAGCGCCGACCCCACUAUGUAAGACCGUGGCGCAAUUUUAAUUUGGUACCGCUACGAGACUCCGGUUCUGCUAUCAACCUUACCAGCGAUAAAUUCCAAAUCAAUUUGGAUGUACAGCAGUUUGCACCAGAAGAGGUUACAGUCAAGGCUACGGACAACACAAUUAUCGUCGAAGGCAAGCAUGAGGAAAAAGAGGACGAACAUGGUCAAAUUUCUAGACACUUUGUUCGUCGGUACACGCUUCCAGACGGACAUGAUGCCAGCCAGAUUGUUUCGACGCUGUCCUCAGAUGGUAUACUGACAAUAUCCGCCCCGAAGAAAGCAUUGCCUGAACCAGAAGGGCUGAGAACAAUUCAAAUCGUACAGACCGGCCAACCGACGAAACAACCAAACGGAGAAUCGGAAGCACAAGUUGAAGAGAAAAAAUAAACAAUUUUUCUAGUAGAGGUUUUAAUUUGAUUUGCAUAUUCAACUAACUAAUACAAUGUCUCGAGAAAUGCAAGACAGUUUAAAAAAUAUAUUCUUUGACUGAA